Molecule: messenger RNA, 3911 nt
Organism: Mizuhopecten yessoensis (Yesso scallop)
Lineage: Eukaryota; Metazoa; Mollusca; Bivalvia; Pectinida; Pectinidae
Exons: 17
Coding region: 171-3119 (982 amino acids)
Source: RefSeq, a predicted model, not a curated record
AACAGCGAUAAGAAAGCAUGAGUGGAUAACGGCUGCUGCAUCAGUGUCUUCGCAGAGUCGCAGACGAAAAGUUCACGUUUCCUGGUUCAUCGAUUGGGUUAGUUGUGGGAGGCCUAGUUCCAUAGCAGGUAUGGAAUCUGUAUAAACGUUUCACGCAUGACAAAACCAAGAUGACAUCGUCGUCGUUUCUGUUUUUUGUACGCGUUCCUGUCGAGGAAGAGAACAGUGUAAAUGACAAAGAUAAAGAAACAGAUGCAAAGAAACUAGAGGACGCGCAAACGAAUACACGGAAAGGGUCAGAGAGCAGCAACGGUAGGUCAUCCGAAGUUCCAGGCAUUGAUUCAAACGAUAAAACAGGCGACCUUAAAGGAGUCACACUUUCAGACAGCAGUGACGUUGAAGGUUCGGAGCAUGUGACACCUGUCAAACCGGAGGGACAGGACGAAAAGGGUACUUCUUCUGUACUGGUAUCACAACCCUCAUCCACAGAAGAAGCAGACAUUUCAACUACACCCUCUGACCCAUCAGCUAUUCCAGUACCGUCAUCCCCAGGGACAUCAGACACCUCAACCUCUGGGACAUCUGAUCCCUCGCCCAUUGGAAUCACGGAUCCCUCAGUCGCUGAGGAUACAGAGUUGCUAUCCCCACCACCCUGGGACUUCACACCUCCACCAUCCCCAGGCAGCACAUCAGCACCACAAGAUGCUGACACAAUACAGGCACAUGACAGUGACACUCAGAACAGCAGCCAAGCACCACAGAAGGACUCGCCUUCAUCAGCCUGGACUUUCCCACCAUCUGAAACAUUGGAAAAGGAAACCCCACUGGUACAAAAUUCUGUAGAUAAAGCUCCUGAGGAUUCAGAACCUGUUUCUGAGUCAGAACCUCCUCAAUCACAAGAAACAACAGUAGCUCCACAAUCGGCACAGACAUCACCCAUUCCCGUUACAGAACCCUCAUCCAACAAAACUUCAGACUCAACAUCUGAGGGAAUUUCAGACAGCACCUCUGCUGAAAAAGAGGGUCAAGAUGUUAGUAAUAAGCCAGUAGAAAGUACAGACACAGCACCAACAUCUGGUGAUGAUUCAACAAAGAAACUUUCAACAGAAAACAAUGACAAACCCAGAAAAUCUAUAGACGUUGAUGCAGAAAAGGAUAAUGACAAAGACUUGGAGAUAUUUGUGAAAACAGAGUCACUGUUCCAGAGAACCCUGUCUGCAUUAGAGAACUAUACUGUGAAGAAUCUAUCUGUACACAAGACAACCAAUGGCAAAUCUUUUCAGUUUGUGUUUGUGGAAGAAGGGGAGAACUGUGAAGAGAUUUUGAACAAGUUGGCAGAAAUCGGUAUUGGAGACAAUGCCCAGUCUUCUAUAAGUAUGUUUGAAACCAGCAUUUAUAAGGGAGCUGGAGGAGUUAUGGAUGAGGAGGAAGAAGAUGAAGAAGAUCUAUAUAAUUCUGCUGCUAAUCCUGAUGAACAGAAGCAGAGUGAGUUUAAGAAAUCCAUCAAGGCUCGUAUGCUUGUCACAGAGGUUGUGAACUCGGUACAAGGAAAUGCAGAAUUUACAUUUGAUUUUCUGGUGUUGGUUCUCCUAGCAAGCUCCAUUUCGGCCAUGGGACUUGUGGAAAACAGUUCAGUGGUACUGGUAGCCAGCAUGUUGGUGUCACCCAUCAUGGGUCCAAUUCUGGCUGGAACUUUUGGAACUGUGAUACAAAAUAACACUCUACGGAAUCUUGGUAUCAGGAACGAGGUGCUGAGUCUGUUAAUCUGUGUUGGCAUGGGACUGGCUUGGGGGUUGGUAUGUGGAGGCGUAUGUAAGGAUGGAGCUUUCUGGGGCAGUACAGAUGCUUGGCCUACGAGUGAAAUGAAGUCCAGGGGUAUGACAAGGAGUCUGUGGACAGGCAUCCUGAUUGCACUGCCCUCUGGUGCGGGCGUCGCCCUCUCCAUCCUUGGGGGUAACACAGGAUCUCUGGUGGGCGUCGCUAUAUCCGCAUCCCUCCUACCACCUGCUGUCAAUGCUGGCAUGCUGUGGGCCAGUGCUAUCAUUGCCUCUAUUGAACCGCCCCCGAGAGUGCAGACUGUCACCCCUCCGACUUCUACAAUACAGUACAACGUCACCCAGACACGAUACAACGUCACCCAGACCAACAAUACUGCGACAGAUCUACCAAUCUCCCUAAACUUGACUCCCGGACUGAAUUGUGUCCCCUUGGACCGUAAUGCCUACAUCCCUGUGUACAGCUGUGAUAUGGCUGAAGAGAUGCUCUACCUCGGUCUGUUCAGUCUGCUGCUUACCAUCCUCAAUAUCAUCUGUAUCAUCAUCAUGGGAAUCAUCGUACUCAAGAUCAAGGAGGUGGCACCACAAAUGGCGCUGUCAGAGGACACAAAGACUUUCUGGAAAGAGGACAUCAAGAUCGCAAAGGAAUCAUAUGUGACCAUGAAGGGAAACCAGUCCAAGAGCUUGUCACAACAGGCAAGAGCUCUACUUAAUGAAUGGAGGCAAGAAAAUGGAGACCAACCCAUCCAGUUACUUCAGUUAGAAAGGAUGACACAGGAAAUAGAUGAUGACCCAAGCGUCCAAGAAAUACAGAGUCGGAUUCCUGGUGGCAUGAGGGGAGAUCUGGUGUCCCGACAUUUUGUGGAUCAAAUGAACAAAGACGAGGAGGAGAUGGACAGUGUGUCACCCCAGUACAAGACUUUCCACACCUUCCACAACAUGUAUGGUCAUUCCAGGAGGGACUUCCGCUCUAGCUACCAUGCCUCCCCAAACAUGUCCACAGGAAGCAUGCGUCGGAAAAAGUUUGUGUCCACAUCUUUGACCGAAGUAAAUGAAAAAAACGUACCUUAUUCAGCUGACGGGCCUUUAAAACCAAAGAAAUCCCCUGGUCACUUCGCUAAGGCUUUCGGCAUUCUACGUCAUCCUAGGGCUGGUCGCAGCAAUCUGUUCCGUCGGCGACACGAUACAAGUCAGCCUGAGGAAAAGCAAUUACGCUUCGCUGUGCAGAAGGUCCCUGAUGAAGAGGUCAAAGUUCACUUCUUGAAGGAAAAGGAAAAAGACAAACAGGAAAAUGACAACCAAAAUGUAUCUGUCCCUCUGCUAGAAAGGAAAGAAAGUGUUUAACUAGGAAUGACAGGUCUUGCAAGUGCCUUCCAAACAGCGCUUUUACAGCAAAGUUCCUUCACCUCUAAUCCUUUGGGAGCAAAAAGUUGCAUUAGAUAUGGCAUGAAGUCCAUACAAUGCUACUUCAAGGUUCCAAUUCCAGUCUGGCCCAUCACCUAUAUGCUAUUUCUUUUCCUGCAAUGAACAGAUGUGCAUAUAUUUUAAUAAUUCAGAGUACAAAGCUAUGUUUAUGUUUAACAUAUACCUCAAUGUUGCACAAACCUGUAUUUUACAUUCAACAAAACUUGUGCAUUGCAACUUUCUCAGCUUUCACUCAUUCUACUGUUAAAUGAAAUUUUAAGGCAUUUAUGAUUAUACCUCAUUAUUAAAACUUAUUUUGUAUCUCAGAAUUGUCUCUAUAGGGUAACAGUGAAGUCUUAUUUCCCCCAACAGCCACUUACUGCUUGUCGCACUAUCCAGUCUUUUAAAGAACUGACUGGUCUUAAUUAAAAAAUGUUCCAAUAAUUCAGUCACUUCACAAUCAAGCCACUUUUGUUGUUGACCCGACCAUUGAUGCUUCACGGAAUAGAUAUAAUACUCCAACUUACUUUUUCUAUUGACUUUCUUCAUACGUAAACAUGACAGAUAUAAUGACACACAAAAUGUGUCUUGCCAGUGUUAAAUAUGAUACAUGAAUGUAGGGUGAAGAUGUGUACAACCUGUACCCAACAACAUAGACGUAUAUAUAUGUAAUAUAUAUACGUCUCUGCCCACAACCUUUGUACAAAUGUAUUUAUUUUUAUAUUAUUGUAG